GAAGUGGAAUGGAAUUCAGAACUCCAUGAAAGAGAGCUGGUGUCCAGAGCGUUGAUGUCACACAGCCUGUGUCCUGAUUGGCACAGAAGUUGGAACUAGAUUGUGGAUAUCCAUUCUGCUAGCUCUGCUGGAAGACUGCUUCUAAAAGCAAGCUCUUCAACUUUGGAUGUUAAUCAUUAGAAUUUUCUUUCUCAAAUUAAAGGUUUGAGAAAUUCGUGAUAAGAUGUCCUGUUCCCUAAAGUUUACUUUGAUUAUAAUUUUUUUUUACUGUUGGCUUUCAUCCAGCCAUGAGGAGUUAGAAGGUGGUACAUCGAAGUCUUUUGACCUCCAUACAGUGAUUAUGCUUGUCAUCGCUGGUGGUAUCCUGGCGGCCUUGCUCCUGCUGAUAGUUAUCGUGCUCUGUCUUUACUUCAAAAUACACAAUGCGCUAAAGUUCAAAAUAAACAACGUACUAAAAGCUGCAAAGGAACCUGAGGCUGUGGCUGUAAAAAAUCACAACCCAGACAAGGUGUGGUGGGCCAAGAACAGCCAGGCCAAAACCAUUGCCACGGAGUCUUGUCCUGCCCUGCGGUGCUGUGAAGGAUAUAGAAUGUGUGCCAGUUUUGAUUCCCUGCCACCUUGCUGUUGCAACGUAAAUGAGGGCCUCUGAGUUAGGAAAGGUGGGCACAAAAAUCUUCAUGAGCAAUACUUCUUAGUAGAUUGUUUUGUUAUUCAAAUCAAGUUCUAGUGUUUUUAUGUGAGAUUAUAUAAUUUACAGUGCUGUUUUAUAUACUUUUGAAUAAAUGUACACUAUUAAAAAUAA
This is a messenger RNA of Pan troglodytes (chimpanzee), 802 nucleotides long. It is a transcript of the gene FAM24B, whose product is annotated as family with sequence similarity 24 member B. The record is from RefSeq and is a predicted model, not a curated record. The coding region runs from base 224 to 649 and encodes 141 amino acids. Lineage: Eukaryota; Metazoa; Chordata; Mammalia; Primates; Hominidae. The transcript has 3 exons.